This is a messenger RNA of Ylistrum balloti, 729 nucleotides long. Its product is annotated as homeobox protein rough-like. Gene Ontology annotation, biological process: regulation of DNA-templated transcription. Gene Ontology annotation, molecular function: DNA binding; DNA-binding transcription factor activity, RNA polymerase II-specific. The transcript has 3 exons. The coding region runs from base 1 to 729 and encodes 242 amino acids. The record is from RefSeq and is a predicted model, not a curated record. Lineage: Eukaryota; Metazoa; Mollusca; Bivalvia; Pectinida; Pectinidae.
AUGUUUUCUAUUCCCACUUCUUUAAAGAGUAAUUUUCCAGAAUCAAAAGAUGACAGCGGCACUAAAAAUUCGAAAAGUGAAACUCUGAAAACUAUGACGCCAAAGUUACAAAUAGACACUUUAAAUGUAGACAACAUACCACAGGCCACCCAUAUCGGUGGACCUUUUUCAGCAUUUUCUUCUUGGAAGCCCGGAAAUAUUGGUGUGGACGGAGCUCGACAUUUGCUACACUCGACAGGACUCGAUAAGAUUUCCGCCGUGGAAUACCCGAAACAGUGGCUCGGGGAACAUUCCCCCGUUUCCUACUCCCUAGGCACACAGGGACUCCCUAUGACACCAGUGUUUGCAGGAAUCAUGCAGAGACGAAAAAGACGAGAGAAUCGUCCUCGGAGACAGCGAACCACGUUUACGAGUGAACAAACUCUAAAACUCGAGCUAGAGUAUAACAGAACAGAAUACAUUUCAAGACCAAGGAGAUACGAACUGGCAGAAGUUUUAAACUUGUCAGAAAAUCAAAUCAAGAUCUGGUUUCAGAAUAGAAGAGCGAAGGAAAAACGCAUUGAAAAAGCUCAUCAGGACCAACAAAUAAGAAGUAACAACAUGACAAACAUCGGCAUGCCAGCCUUCCCUACGUCUGGACCGUACUCCAUGUUCUGUGGGCCAUGUGUAUGGCCAUAUCCUCCAGGGACACUGACCAAUGUUCUGGCAUCACCAACGAAACCAACUUAA